Molecule: messenger RNA, 10348 nt
Organism: Sycon ciliatum
Lineage: Eukaryota; Metazoa; Porifera; Calcarea; Leucosolenida; Sycettidae
Exons: 27
Coding region: 459-9638 (3059 amino acids)
Source: RefSeq, a predicted model, not a curated record
UCUCUCGAGGAGAAUCAGCUCGAAAAUAAUGCCAACCUUCCUGUUUAGCAGUUAUCGCUUCUUGUCACUGCCUAUCGCCACAGUGCUAUCAUAAUGAUAUGUAUGGGCAUGGACUCUAGUGGUGGUAGAGGAUUCAGAGAAGCACAGCUGGCCGCUUGCUGUCCAUGUGACAGGACCUUUCCGACAGCCAGGAGAACGCGAUGCACACAGCGCUCGGCGUCGACUUUUCGCAGCGCAAGGGGCGAUGAACUUCUGCCUGCUCAUGUUUGGGACAGGCGAGUGAAGUUCUUUCCGGCCAACUGCAGCUGUGCGCUCCGCUGGGGACGACUCUACAAACAGCUGAUCUGCUACUUUCCUUGCUUCUGGUGUUGUCCGUCGUGGACACAAGUAACGCGGCAGCGUGCACUAAAGGCCAGUACCUAAGCAAUGUUACCCACACCUGUGUCCCUCUCAAAACCAUGUGCCCAGGGACAGAUGGAGUAAUGUACACCUGGAUGGCUCUUGCCGGCUUGCCGACUCAUCCGCACGUAGACGAGCCCAACCGCGCGAAGAAGACCGAUCUGAGUCAAGGCCAGCAGAUGUGCAGGCGUCGAGGAUACAACGUCAUCGAUUUCGGCCACUUCACCACACCAAAGCUUGGCGUGCGUGGCUGCAUGGAAGCAUUGCUCAAGGAAAUGAUGGGACACGGAUACAGCAACCCUAUUGGCGUGUGGACCAGUCUUGUGUACCAUAGAAAGCAUGUCAUUUACAGGCACAGCCAGAAUGACGAGAAAGAUGUAAAAUUUGAUACGAAUGGAACAAGCCAUCAUGACGUCAUCUGUGCAGCCCAAUGGCUUCACGCUAACGACUCUGUGUACGCCGCGGCAACACCAUCAUCGAGGAGUAUCGUAACGGAGCCUUUCGCCGAGGAAGCGUGUCUGCAGUAUGGACUUCGCCUCAUCAGCAUGGCCUGGCUGGAAGUACACGGCGAUGCACUGGUAGACCGCUGGCUAAAUACAUUAGCCCUGGAGAACAAACCCACGCACCAUCCCUACCACGUCAGAUCGGUCGAGAUAGACGGAGAGUUGGUUCACAAAACCGUAAAGUUUACUACGGAGGGUCUGUUGUAUGAUGAUGCCGAAAGCAAUCAGCGAGCCCAAAUCCUCUGUGUCAAGUCCUGUGGGAGCGGUGUUCUUGCGCCGAACACGAGUUGUAUGUGUAACCCCCACACGUCCUAUGGUGAACAGUGUGAAAAGGCAUGCACAUGCUUGAACCAGGGCCGGUGUGAUAGCGAGGGUAAAUGCAGCUGCCGAGAAGGAUUCACCGGAGACAAGUGCCAAUUCUCCUUGUGCGAAAGUAACUGGGUGAGAAAGAACUCAGAGUGUCAAUGCAAGGAAGGAGUGUUCGGAGAGCACUGCACAGAAGUAUGCCAUUGCUUGAAUAAUGGCCGGUGUGAACAGGACGGCACAUGCAGCUGCCGGAGAGGAUUCCACGGAGACCAAUGUCAAGACAAUCUUAAGACGAAAUGUCUGGGUACCAAUCAGGCAGUAUACACCUGGACAGCCCUCGCCGGUUUGCCCUGUCAUCCACACUUGGGCGAGAGCAACUGCCACGAGAAGACCAAUCUGGCACAUGCACGCCAGAUGUGCCAGAGAAGAGGGUACGACGUGCCGGAAUACACCGCCUUCCUCUCGAGCAAGCUCAACGUGCGUGGCUGCAUGGGAGGAUUGCUCGGGAGGAUGAUGGUCAGCAGCUACAGCAACCCCAUCACCAUCUGGACAUCGUACAUCGAGCAGCAUCAACAUCUUAUCUAUCUGCAGAACACAAACGGCUACACGCAAGCAAUACUUGAUCCUCAUGGAUCGCAGCAUCACCAUGUCGUCUGCGAAGCCAAAUGGCUUCAAGUGAAAAGUGCGACGUACGCAAUGGCACAGCCCGCCCAUCAGCUCACGGUCACAGUGGACUUUGCCGAGGAAGCCUGUCAGCAGUACGGACUGCAUCUGGUAACUGAGGACUGGGUUCAGAAGCACGGCCGUCGUGUACUGCCAAUGCGCUGGGCACUUCCGCUGUCUCUGGAGCCACACACUCCUUAUCACCUUGCACCGACACUGGUCAACGGACAGCAGCGUCACCGCACUGUUACAUUUGAAGAGGAUCAUAGCAAGCCAACAUUUGCACAUGGCCCGGGCGACGGCAAAGCGGCUAUCUUCUGUUUCCAUUACUGUGGUGGUGGUGAAAUUGAAGAGGACCUCAGUUGUACUUGUGACCGAUCCGUGUAUUAUGAUAAACAUUGUGAAAAACCGUGCAAGUGCUUGAACCAGGGUCAGUGCGACGACAAUGGUGCAUGCUCCUGCCCAGAAGGAUUCACCGGAGACUAUUGCCAGAAGCUAAUCAACGAGACGAACAUUGUCCCCUGCAAUCUACCUACGGUGCCCAUGAAUAUUCCAACGUACACACCAACCAUUACUGCCUCAGCCGAAACACCCACGGACGCCGCAACCACCACACCGGCCAAGGCCCCAACUCCAACCACCUCGGCCAGGUUCAUCUCUUACAGUCAUCCCCCGACUGCUACACCGGCUACCACAGUCACUCACCGAACACCCGACGAGGAGUCGGGCUCCACCAAUACAGGCUCUGGCGAUGACAGCCCAGUGCCCACGACCACCGCAACCAAAGCACACGAGACUACCUCGAAGAAUACUGCACCCACAGUGCACGCACUGACUACAUCUAGCAUAACACACACAAAUACCGCAACCACCGCAUCCUCCAAUACCACAACUACCUCAACCGAAACACCCACGGAUGCCGCAACCACCGCAUCCGCCACAACCACCAAAUCCAACACUGUCUUCACCAAAACGCCCACGGAUGCAGCAACCACUAUAUCUGCUGCUGCCACCACCACCACGCCCUACAAUACCUCAACACGAACUUCAUCAAAACACCCAGGAACCACUGAUGCUGCUACCACUGAUGCUGCUACCUCAGAUGCAGCAACCACUGAUGCUGCUACCACAGAUGCAGCAACCACUGAGGCAGCAACCACUUCUGUGCGAACCACUGCUGCAGCAACAACCACUUCUGCAGCAACCACUGAUGCUGCAACCACUGCUGGAGCAACCACUGAUGCAGCAACUACUGAUGCAGCAACCACUGAUGCAGCAUCCACUGAUGCAGCAACCACUGAUGCAGCAACCACUGAUGCAGCAACCACUGAUGCAGCAACCACUGAUGCAGCAACCACUGAUGCAGCAACCACUGAUGCAGCAACCACUGAUGCAGCAACCACUGAUGCAGCAACCACUGAUGCAGCAACCACUGAUGCAGCAACCACUGAUGCAGCAACCACUGAUGCAGCAACCACUGAUGCAGCAACCACUGAUGCAGCAACCACUGAUGCAGCAACCACUGAUGCAGCAACCACUGAUGCAGCAACCACUGAGGCAGCAACCACUGAGGCAGCAACCACUGAGGCAGCAACCACCAACGCAACAGUCACUGAGGCAGCAACCACCAACGCAACAGGCACUUAUUCAGCGACCACUAAGGGAGCAACCACUUCUGCAGCGACCACCCAUGCAGCAACCACUGAUACAGCAACAAUCCAGGCAGAAACCACCCAGGCAGCAACCACCAACGCAUCAACUACUGAUGCAGCAACCACUGAGGCAGCACCCACUGAGGCAGCAACCACUGAGGCAGCAACCACCAACACAACAACCGCUUAUGCAUCGACCACUAAGGGAGCAACCACUUCUGCAGCUACCACCCAUGCAGCAACCACUGAUACAGCAACAAUCCAGGCAGAAACCACCCAGGCAGCAACCACCAGCGCAACAACCACUUAUGCAACGACCACUAAGAAAGCAACCACUUCUGGGGCGACCACCCAUGCAGCAACCACUGACACAGCAACAAUCCAGGCAGAAACCACCCAGGCAGCAACCACCAACGCAUCAACUACUGAGGCAGCAACCACUGAGGUAGCAACCACCAAGGCAGCAACCACUGAUGCAGCAACCUCUGAUGCAGCAACCACUUCUGCGGCAACCACUGCUGGAGCAACCACUUCUGCAGCAACCACUGAUGCAGCAACCAAACCAACAAGGCCACAACCACCUACCACCAAGGCAGCAACCACCGAAGCAGCGACAACCAAGGCAGCGACCACCGAGGCAGCGACCACCGAGGCAGCAACCACCGAGGCAGCAACCACCGAGGUAGCAACCACCGAGGCAGCAACCACUGAUGCAGUAACCACUGAUGCAGCAACCUCUGAUGCAGCAACCUCUUCUGCGGCAACCACUGCUGGAGCAACCACUUCUGCAGCAACCACUGAUGCAGCUACCAAACCAACAAGGCCACAACCACCUACCACCAAGGCAGCAACCACCGAGGCAGCGACCACCGAGGCAGCGACCACCGAGGCAGCGACCACCGAGGCAGCAACCACCGAGGUAGCAACCACCGAGGCAGCAACCACUGAUGCAGUAACCACUGAUGCAGCAAACUCUUAUACAGCAACCACUUCUGCGGCAACCACUGCUGAAGCAACCACUUCUGCGGCAACCACUGCUGAAGCAACCACUGCUGAAGCAACCACUUCUGCAGCGACCACUGAUGCAGCAACCAAACCAACAAGGCCACAACCACCUACCACCAAGGCAGCAACCACCGAGGCAGCGACCACCGAGGCAGCGACCACCGAGGCAGCGACCACCGAGGCAGCAACCACCGAGGCAGCAACCACCGAGGCAGCAACCACCGAGGCAGCAACCACCGAGGCAGCAACUACUGCUGCAGCAACUACUGCUGCAGCAACCACUGAUGCAGCAACCACUGAUGCAGCAACCACUUCUGCGGCAACCACUGCUGGAGCAACCACUUCUGCAGCAACCACUGAUGCAGCAACCACUGAUGCAGCAACCAAACCAACAAGGCCACAACCACCUACCACCAAGGCAGCAACCACCGAGGCAGCGACAACCGAGGCAGCGACAACCAAGGCAGCAACCACCGAGGCAGCAACCACCGAGGUAGCAACCACCGAGGUAGCAACCACCAAGGCAGCAACCACUGAUGCAGGAACAUCUGAUGCAGCAACCACUUCUGCGGCAACCACUGCUGGAGCAACCACUUCUGCAGCAACCACUGAUGCAGCAACCAAACCAACAAGGCCGCAACCACCUACCACCAAGGCAGCAACCACCGAGGCAGCGACAACCGAGGCAGCGACCACCAAGGCAGCGACCACCGAGGCAGCAACCACCGAGGCAGCAACCACCGAGGUAGCAACCACCGAGGUAGCAACCACCGAGGUAGCAACCACCGAGGUAGCAACCACCGAGGUAGCAACCACCGAGGUAGCAACCACCGAGGUAGCAACCACCGAGGUAGCAACCACCGAGGCAGCAACCACCGAGGCAGCAACCACUGAUGCAGCAACCACUGAUGCAGCAACCACUUCUGCGGCAACCACUGCUGGAGCAACCACUUCUGCAGCAACCACUGAUGCAGCAACCAAACCAACAAGGCCACAACCACCUUCCACCAAGGCAGCAACCACCGAGGCAGCGACAACCAAGGCAGCGACCACCGAGGCUGCGACCACCGAGGCAGCAACCACCAAGGCAGUAACCACUAAUGCAGUAACCACUGAUGCAGCAACCUCUGAUGCAGCAUCCACUUCUGUGGCAACCACUGCUGGAGCAACCACUUCUGCAGCAACCACUGAUGCAGCAACCAAACCAACAAGGCCACAACCACCUACCACCAAGGCAGCAACCACCGAGGGAGCGACAACCGAGGCAGCGACCACCAAGGCAGCGACCACCGAAGCAGCAACCACCGAGGCAGCAACCACCGAGGCAGCAACCACCGAGGCAGCAACCACCGAGGCAGCAACCACCGAGGCAGCAACCACCGAGGCAGCAACCACCGAGGCAGCAACCACCGAGGCAGCAACCACCGAGGCAGCAACCACCGAGGCAGCAACCACCGAGGCAGCAACCACCGAGGCAGCAACCACCGAGGCAGCAACUACUGCUGCAGCAACCACUGCUGCAGCAACCACUGCUGCAGCAACCACUGCUGCAGCAACCACUGAUGCAGCAACCCCUGAUGCAACAACCACUGAAUCACCAACCACCAAGGCAGUAACCACCCAGGCAGAAACCACUAAUGCAACAACUACUGCAGCAGUAACCACUGAGGCAGCAACUACUGAUGCAGCAACCACUGAUGCAGUAGCCACUGAGGGAGCAACCACUUCUCCUGCAACCACCCUGGCAGCAACCACCGAAGCAGCAACCACCGAGGCAGCAACCACCGAGGCAGCAACCACUGAGGCGGCAACCACUGCACCCGCAUGCGAAUGCUUGAACCGUGCUCGAUGUAAUGAGAAUGCCACCUGCACGUGUCGGAAAGGAUUCUACGGCGACAAAUGCCAGUACUAUGUGAAGGAGGUCUGCAAUGGCAGAGAUCAUUACAGAUACUUCUACAUCCCGCUGACAGUAAUCUGCUCCGGCGGAUGCGAUAAGAGGGCAGGACUCCCGUACGGCCAUAGCCAGUGUCUGGAUAGGGGCUACGUGCUCGCCGACGAACGUGCCUUCAUGAACAAAGCGCUGGACAUUCAGGGCUGCUUCGAUGGCAUGCUGGUCGACAUGAUGCACCACGGCUACUCCACGCCAGUGAACAUCUGGACUCUGGGCUGGGCACGGCACUACAUCUACACGCACUCCCUGCUAGGCGGCCGAGCUAGCCACAGGCCCGCGGAUGCCAGCAAAGCCGACACUGUCUGUCAUGCCGCUUGGCGUUAUUCCAGAUCAGGACCCCUGGCAGUCGCAGCCCUCAUCAUGCAUCACUUCCAGCGUGAAACGUUGCCCACUGCCGAAGGUCUGUGUUACUGGUACGGCCUGCACAUCCCGACGAAAACGUUCCUCUUGAAGCACGAGGCCGAACUGAGACCACUCUUUGCGAGAACCGAAAUGCGCAGAUUCCCCGGCCCCUACUACGCAACAAGUCAUGCUGCUCAGCCUAACCAGCCGCGUGUACAGAACAAGGUUACCUUCGACGUUAGCACACUCGCGCCGAAGAUCGAGGAUGACUCACAGCAUCCCGGGUACAGUGCCGUUCUCUGCGUCAAGCACUGUGGGAACGGCAUUGUGGAAGACGACAAGGACAACACGUGUAUCUGCGACUGGGGAUGGACUGGCCCUACCUGCGAAGAACAAACCGCCGUCCGCAAGGAAUUUAACAUCACGAAGAAUGGCAAGAAGAUCGUAACAGAUGUCGAGGUCCAUGCAUGUAACGGCUGGGUGUACUUCGACGCGGAGAAACAUGCUGUCAAUAACUGCACUCGUGAGUCGCAGCAUUUCGAUUACUCCGGACCUUUCAGCAUGGAGAUUUACGAGAGCUACCCCAUAGUUCGCGUAGCCGUCGACAAACUCCUGCGCGUAGCUGGUACGAACAAGCUCAUUAUCUACGUCAAUGGGCUCGACGGAUAUGGUCAGAUUUCUAACCAUUACCGCACGUUUACCUACCACAACAAAACCGACAGAUGGACCAACCGCAUCAACCUUCAAGCCACCAGAGGUCUCGUUGUUUGCACAACUGAGGUACUCACCUCGUAUUCGGAUUCGACACACACCUGUGACGGCGAGCAGUUCUUCGUCUCAGCCGACAACUACGACUACAAGAGUGCCUUGAACCUGUGCAAAAAACAACACAAGGUCAUGCUCACCUUCAACUCGAUGCGUGCGCUGAUGGAGGGCAACGGUUGCUUCAGUCUGGACAUUGUGGAAAAUCUCAAGGCUAAGGGACACGGUGACUUCUGGAUUUCCAAGUUUGGCGACUACAACAAGUAUGAGGUGUACGAGCCCACACAGGCCACGCUCCUUCAAGACAAGUCCGGCGAGCAUGCAGUCAUUUGCACACGACCCAACAUGGACCCGUGUGGAUCUGACGAUGGAUUCAGUCCUUGUGGUAGCCACAGGAUUUGUCGUUCGAACCUUACCUCCUACAGGUGCCACGCUACAAGUGCCACCGUGGACGUAGUCAAGCCCGAGCAUGGAGGAGGUCUCGUGAAAUACACGAUUGGCUACGAAUUGGCCGGUGGCGAAAUCAGCUACACCGAUGCAAAGCAUGCAUUCGCAAAGUGCAAGAAAGGCAACAAAGAUGCCCACUCCGAUCCGUUCCGAAUGGAAGAGUACACCAAUACGCCGGCCGUCUUCAACACUGUUAACACUCUCCUCAGUAGAAUGGCUGCCAGUAUCCCAGUGUAUGUACGCAGCAUGGACAACCCAUCAUUGAUAUUGCAAGGCUCCGACGGAGCGAGCGGUGUACAACAAGGAGAGUUCCGAACCUUCUAUUUGGCCCGACACCCGACCAACUCGCUCAGCAGCCCUGUGCCAAGGACUGGCGUUUCCAUCUGCACUUGGAUUGUCAAACAUCAACCCAAAAGAACCACGGUACGAGAGGAAUACAUGACCACUGUUGGCGGCGAGAAGCGCACAGCGGAAGUCUGGUUCAAUGUCACCCACGGCUGGUUCCACUCGGACACCAAGGUGAACGCGGAGAGGAGCUGCCGGCGGACGCACGGUUUCGAUUACGCCGGACCGUUCAACAUGGGCAUUUACGAGAGCGUUCCCAGAGUUCGUAAAGCCGUGGACCAGCUCCUUCUGCUAGGUGAUGCCGCCCAGCUCACCAUUUAUGUCCAAAAUAAUUCUACUCGCCAUUUCCGCACGUUCACGUACCACAAAAACAGCCACCACUGGACUAGCGCCGUCAAUCAUGCUGCCACAACAGGCCUGGUUGUUUGCACCACUCAGACACACCGCAAGUUCGUUCCCACUUUAACGCACACCUGCGGUGAUGAAGAGUUCUUCAUAUCGGCCACCCGUCACACCUAUGACAGCGCCCAUGCUCUGUGCAGACAGCAGAAAAAGACCAUGCUUACCUUCAACUCUAUGCGCGUCCUGAACCGGACCGACUCCUGUUUCCGCAACCAAAUCCUGAAGGCUAUUGAGAGGAAGGGCGCAGACAACUUCUGGAUCACAAAGGUCGGCAUCUACGAUAAUCAAGAGGUGUACGUUCCCAGCGAGGACACGGUACUCUAUGAAGAUGAUAGCACCGGUGAACAUGCAGUUAUUUGCACUAGACAGGACUUGGAUUCAUGCCGAUCGUCUGUUCUUGGAUACGAGCCGUGUAAGAACGGACAGCUCUGCCGCUCCACAACCCUCAAGACCCACAAAUGCUACGACACACAUGUUUCCGUGGAUGUAGUAAAGCGGACGCCUGGCAAAGCACCUGUCGAGUACACGGUUGCCUACGAACUGGACCACAGGAACGUGAACUACGACGACGCAGACUACGCUAACUCCAAGUGCAGAUCCGGCCCGCACCAUGCCCACUCGGACCCGUUCCGAAUGGAGGAGUACACCAAGUUUCCCUCCGUCUCCAACGCCGUCAACAAGCUCUUCAAGGCGAUCGACGUCGGCGUUCCAGUGUUUGUGCACGACCACAAGUUGCCUGGCCCAUCGCACGGUGAAUUCCAUACCUUCAACUACGGCCCACAAUCCACUACCAACUCGCUCACCAAGCCCACACCAAGGGCAGGCGUUGUCAUCUGCACUUCGGUCAUUCGGAAGGUCUAAUUCAUGCUCGGUUGUUUCUUCGUUUCCACCCUCCAACGUCCUUUUAAAAUCCUGCAUCACGGUCAUUUUGCCAAGUUUCCCACAAGGAAUCUAAAUGGCCAGGCCUGUUUGACUUUUAUUUACCAAUGAUAACUGUUUGGCUGUCAAUGGAGUACAAAAAGUAGAUGCGCACAGCCCAGGUCUGUUUCAUGCCUGCAAGCUGUUUCCCCAUAAUGUAGGAAUUAAAUUCUAUUCUUUUUUUCCGUUUUCCUUAAUUCUUUGCAUUUUACUUGCUCCUUACUGGCUACUAUCAGCCGGAAAAUCUCUCUACUACAAUUUUCAAACAAUAGUGCUGCUGUUUUUUUUAAGAUCUGGCUAGCUUCAUGACUGGCGAAGCUUGCACUUCCAUGGAUUUACUUAUUUUUGUGUGCACGGCAUUUGUGUCUGUUCAAGAACACCCUAUUCUGUUCUGGUAACACGAAGCACGUGUCUUGUUUACCUGCGGCGACACCACACUAUGGCGUUCUACGCAUUGUCCUGUUUGACAUCAUUUCCUGCUUUUAACUAAUGCACGACCUUAUGUCUUGCAUUGCCUUGUAUUUCCUACUUCUUCAAAGUUAACCCUACCGAGCACCUCUGCGAUAAUCUCCCACUCGUGUACCCAGUGUGCAUAACAUGCUUUUUUCUUUAUUUGCGCCUAGUACUGUACCUUGAUUGGACUUCGCCCAGAA